Molecule: messenger RNA, 2027 nt
Organism: Aspergillus brunneoviolaceus CBS 621.78
Lineage: Eukaryota; Fungi; Ascomycota; Eurotiomycetes; Eurotiales; Aspergillaceae
Product: GIY-YIG nuclease family protein
Exons: 4
Coding region: 26-1534 (502 amino acids)
Source: RefSeq, a predicted model, not a curated record
UCUGCCUGACCUCUUGAUUAUCUUGAUGGCAUAUCGAAGGCAUAAAGAUUCUGAAAAGGCAGUUCGGCCGACUACUCCACCUGUCGAUACAAUCUAUCCUAGUCCUUCUCCUUCACCAUGCUCGCCCAGCAAAGCAGGUCCCUCUUUUACGGAGGAAAGCCGAGACCACCACCCCCGAGGCACCACCACUCCACCUGUCGAUACAAUCUAUCCUAGUCCUCCUCCUUCACCAUGCUCGCCCAGGAAAGCAGGUCCCUCUUUUACGGAGGAAGCAGAGACCACCACUCCCGAGGCACCACCUAGCAGGGGAGGAUCCGAAGUGAGGGCACGCACCCCUGGUUCUCCCCCUCAAGGCGAACGUGACACGGGUUCCGAAGCGGACGAGCCACCCCAAUGGCCCACCUCCGCGAGCGUGGAGGCUUUCCUCCUGUUCUUUCGCCAACAGCGUCAACAGCGUAGAUGUGGAGGCUUAACUGACAAGGGGAAAUCUUGUCAGCGAUAUCAGAGGCAAGCCAAGCAGUCGGAGAUCGACGCGGCGAUAUUCUUGUUGAGGCGGCUGCCACGGUCUAUGCCGUGUCACACACUGGCCGACACGUUGAGAAAGCUCGUGCUACUUACCCAUUGCUAUUUACACGACGGCGAAAAGACGGUCAGUGCUCGAGUGAAUACCUGGCUCGACGAGUACUUCCCCCGCCCCACUGAUGCGGCUGUGAUUAUCCAAAAGGCACUGCCCGACCUCAGUACUACGUGCCUGGGCAGCGAAGACUGCUCCUGUGCACAAUCGCUGGGUGGCAGAGCUGUCCAGACAAUCAAGCAGAUCUUGAGCAAAAUCAAAGACCCCGUGGUCUACUUGAACGACAAACGGCUAACGAUCUGGCUAACGAGGCUUGGCCAACACUCGCCCGGCCCUGUCGGGUCCAGAAAACAGGGAUCGACCACGUCCCAGAGGAUCAAGAUGAAGCAGAAGGAUUCUGGCAAGGUCGGCAUGCUGCUCCCUAUCCCCGCGCAGCUGGGACUAUCCUCCCCAGGAUAUGAUACGUCGCCGUUUCAUCUCCUUGCGACCGGUCGUCCGAGUAAUGACGACGGCUGGAUGCCAGGCAAAGCCUAUGUACAAACAAUCAGCAAAUCCCUCGAAUCGCGAAACACCCGGCCAGGCUUUAUUUACGCCUAUACCGUGGCUGGAAAUGAGCGAUAUGUUAAAUUGGCUAUACCUGCAACCCGAUCUCGCAAAGACAUGAAGAGUGGACGUUUAGUUGCAACAGAGAGGCAAGUUGAGUCUCCGGAGCUGAUUGAAAGCCUAUGCCAUGCAGAGCUUCGGGCUCACAGGAUCAGAAUCUACUGCGAAGCCUGCCAAAAGCAGCACGUGGAAUGGUUCGAUGUCUCCUCGGAUAGGGCAACCAUAGCUAUCGAGAAGUGGUCUCAAUGGAUGACCAGGGUGGCCGACCAUCGGCCCAACUGGAGAAAUGCGGUCAAGGAAAUAGUGCGAGGGAAGGCAGGUCUUGAGACAGCGUUGCACGAGUUGACGCAACUCUGAUUAGCUAACAUUUGUUGUUUCGGAAUCUCACUGACUUUUUUGGCCGCUGCGGUUUCGGCCAAUAACAAGCGUGUAGUCGGGAUGCUAGACUCACAUCGAGUGACUCGCUGCGUAUACAGCCAAAGUCCCACGGCGCAUGCUGCAAGAACAGUAAAACGAGGUUCAAUGCUUGAUAGUGGUCGAUCUUGUGUGUCUUAGUUAUGGCUGUGAAACUCUGCACAAGUGCAGGGCAAGAACAGAGGUGCUUGUUGGCCAUGCAGAGCAGCAUCGGACACUUGAACCUUGUAUAUAUCCGCAAAGAAACUCAUCCGAGUGACAGGAACGACUGAAAUGGAGGGACUUUUGCUCGUGAAUGUAAAUCGAGGGGUGAGGCGGGGCUAGCCUACUAUUCCGCGUGAUAACCGGCGAAGAGACACCAAGUCAUAGAAAAAUAGCAGAGUAGCAAGAGUGGAACUAUCCGUACUCCGUAUAUGAUGCUUUUGCUGGUGAGUAG